AUGUAUAAAAUUGUGAGAAAGUUCCAUUCGAAUGGUGUCCAUUUUAAAGAUUUAUCAAAAUUUGUAGAUAAAUCUACAAAGAUUCCUACUUUGAAAAGUAGUCCCACAUUAUAUAAUCCUGUUAGUUCUUCUUCUAAUUAUAAAGGUUAUUUGAGAGCCAAAGUAGAGCGUGGAUUUUAUUAUCAGCCUUCUCAAUCUUCUGUUACUGGUUCUAUUAAUAGUGAAACUAUUCCAAGCUUGUUUUUAGCUAAGGAUGAUCCAAGAAAGAAUAUUGCUUCACAUAUCUCAGAUAAUGAUCCUUUGAAAGCUGUUGAUGCACCACCUGCAUUGGUUGGUAAAAGUACAUUGAGAGCAGAAGGUAAGACCUAUCAUUUGAAACCAGAACAAAUAGAAGAAAUUAAAAAAUUGAGAUCUCAAGAUCCUGAAAAGUAUACUAGAAAAGUGUUGGCAAAGAAGUACAAUGUUUCUGCAUUGUUCAUCUCGUUGGUUGCAUCUGCUCCAAAGGAAAGAGUACAAGAGAUGGACAGAAGAUUGAACGUCAUUAAAUCACAGUGGCAUCCAAGAAGGGCUAUCGCAAGAGAAGACAGAAAGAAAAGAAAAGAACUAUGGUAUAGAGCAUAG
This is a messenger RNA of Vanderwaltozyma polyspora DSM 70294, 621 nucleotides long. RefSeq names its product mitochondrial 54S ribosomal protein mL58 (gene MRPL20). The record is from RefSeq and is a predicted model, not a curated record. The transcript has a single exon. Gene Ontology annotation, molecular function: structural constituent of ribosome. The coding region runs from base 1 to 621 and encodes 206 amino acids. NCBI's taxonomy places the organism in Eukaryota, Fungi, Ascomycota, Saccharomycetes, Saccharomycetales, Saccharomycetaceae. Gene Ontology annotation, cellular component: mitochondrial large ribosomal subunit.